Messenger RNA from Sycon ciliatum, 3455 nucleotides. RefSeq lists its product as uncharacterized. The transcript is spliced from 12 exons. The coding region runs from base 146 to 2746 and encodes 866 amino acids. Lineage: Eukaryota; Metazoa; Porifera; Calcarea; Leucosolenida; Sycettidae. The record is from RefSeq and is a predicted model, not a curated record.
UCACGUUGCUUGCAAAGAUGAUUGUCAAAUCGAUACCGUGCGAUUGUUUCUUGAGAAGGGUGCCAACAUCGAAGUGAAAAAUGAGCGCGAGGAGACAUGCUUGGACCUUGCAUGUCGCAAUUACUCAGGAUCACCUCUGUUGUGCAUGGAAGCAAUACUGCAACACUGUAUUACAAAUCUUGGUACAGAAAAGGCACUGGAGAUGGCACGAUCAUCUAGAAACGUUAGCCGACACGAAAAUGCCAGGACUCUCGAGACAUUUAUCACGUUUCACGAGUUGCUCAUGGAUGGAAGUGAAGAUCCGAAUGAUCUUGUCAUCAUGGUGAGCGGUGCUGGAGAAGUGGGCAAGUCCACCAUGAUAGCUACACUCACCAGUACGACUGACACGCGGAAGGAAGAUCCUGAAAGAACCAAGGGAAUCCAGAUCACGACACAUCAGGUCAAAGACGGACCUGUGCUACACUUCAAGGACAUGGCAGGCCAGGAAGACUUCUGCGUGACACAUGACAUCUUCUCGCUGUCCUCAGCCGUUCCCAGUAUUGGCCUGAUCACAGUGAGGGGAACAAUGGACAUCGAGGACAUCAAGUAUAGCAUGAAGAAAACUGCUGGCCGUUUCUUGAGCAGACGGAAGGCACCUGUUGUCUCAGGCAAGCAGGUCUCAUCGUUGUUCACAGUUUUGGUGGUUGUGACUCACCUAGACAAGAUCAAAGAGGAAAAACUUGAUGCGAUCACUGAUGUGUACCAGGUAGUCUGCAACGAAUUCCGAAAGAAGCUUUCGUUCAAGCGAUUUCUACCAUUGAAUGCAAAGGAAAAGGAUGAGCGUUUCGCAGCAUUCGAGGAACAGCUGAUAUCUGUCUGCAUGGAAGAGUUGAAGACGGCUCCAAAGCAACCGAAGAUUCUGAGUCAGGCAACAGAAGUAUUGAGUUCACUGCAGAAAGAGGUUGGCAAGCCGUACUCCAGCAAGGACAUGUUCACAAACAGCCUUUGCGCCGCACUUAACCUGACGAAGCUUAACAAUCCGGAGACUAUUGACAAGCAGGUGACGUCAUUCACGAAAGUACUGACUGCAUAUGGAAUGAUCGUUUCUUUCAAUGCUGCGCAACUGAAGGAUCUCAUUGUCAACCGUCCUGGCUGGCUAUUGGAGCAUGCCGUCGGUGUUCUCUUCUCACCGGUGAACUUCAAGGGUGUCACUGUGAAGUUCAUCAAUGGUGCGGCACCACUGGAAGAUGUUAUUCGCACGCUCAACGAAUGUAAGGAAGCGGAAGGGGAAGGGCUGAUGAUCCUACGCAUGGUCAUUCAACUCGGCGUAGCUCUUCAAGUCGGCGAGGAGCUGCUGGCCCCGCAAAAACUACCAUUGUCAAGCUGCCGCCUGGGUACAAUGCUGAAAGAAGGUGCUGAGGACACCGCCAAAAUCUUCUAUGCUGGCAUGGAAUUUGUUUGUGAGGAUGCCCCGGGCUUCUCGCCUGCGAUGGUUGUCCGCGUGCAAACCCAGCUCUAUGCGUAUUUCAAUGACGCAAAUCACCAAUUCAGCAACCUGGACCAGAAUCCCGUGUGCAAGCUACACAAGAAUGUUGUUGAAAUCACAACAGGAGAUUCCUCGGCACUAGGCUGCGUGUCGUUCUGUGAGAGUAUGCUUCGCGCCGUUGCUGUUGUCCGGGCUGAUGAAGCAGAUCGUUUUGACGCGUUCUGCUUGCUCAACAUCCUGCAACUGGUGUUCUUUGAUAUGAACGAGCAGCAUAGCCCUGGCACGUCAUUCCAGAUGAAAGCUGUCAGCCCAUCGUCGAUACGCAACCAGCUGUCAACUGCCUCCAAAGGCUUCUCGUUCGUUUCUUAUGAUACAGAUCGCGUACGUAGAAACUUCUCCAAUGGAAGACCUCUUCGCACCGGUGCUUUCAGAGACGACCCUUCAGACUUCCUGUGCCUGCCAGAGAAUCAUGCGUCACUGCUGCCCGACUCAGUGGUCGAACAGCUCGACUCGGCUCUCGACCAGGAUCAUCUUGUGAGGCUUGCAAGUCUGCUGAGGCGCCCACGGGCCCUGGCCAGUGUAGAUGUCAGCACCACAGUGACAAGCCUGAUCAGAACGUGGUCGUUUGCUGAUGUGCAAAACAACACCACAACCAAGCUGUUUGAAGUACUGGCGAAAUCUGAUGAGGAUGGGACGUAUGGUGAUAUCUGCAGCAUCCUGGAAGACCAUGAGGAACGUCUGUUCAGCUUGUUCCCGGAUAUUUUCCACGAAGACUAUCUGGAAGAAGAGGUCGAGGAAAAGGAGGCAGAAGAAGCAGAAUCUGAAGAUGCUGGCAAUGUUACAGAAGCCGACUCCAGCGCCGGGAAAGGCUUGACAAAGACCUGUGAGCUAGUUUUGAAACUGGAGCCUUAUCAUGGCAAGUGGAGACCUAGCAAGCGUAUUCAAACGCUAGACUUGCCCCCUGGCCCCAGACGCCUAAGCAAUCCCUGGAAGCACCCAGACUUUCCAACUGACCGGUAUCGUGGCUGGAUACUCACCCUGCCAGCAGCUACAUUCCGGAGAAAGGUCAUUGCAAAGCGCCUGCUCCCCAGCAAUGAUGUGAUUGAAAAGCUGCGCCUCCGUGAGAGGAACGCCGGAACUCAAGAGCAUAACGAAGAUUUGCUGACUUACCUCCUGCCGGGUGGUCGGGCGUACUUCAAGACCUUCCUGGAUAUCAUCGAAACCAUGUAUCCACACAAGCGCUCUGAAUUUGAGGUGUUGUUGGAUCCUCCUGAGGCAUGAGCUACCUUCAGCUGCCAUGAUGUCUUCACUCCCACUCUGUAGUCUUUGCUUUGUAGCUUGUUGGCGUUCACAUCAACUGACAAGCAAGCAAGGUAUACGGGGGCUAGUAUUUUCUGCUGUUUCUUUUGGUAAAAAUGUGUCACCCUGCAUAUAGUUCCCUGCAGCUAUUGAUGCACCCGUGAAAACAUCGCUCCUGUGAGUGAUUGAUUUCUGCAGUGAAACCUUGCUUUUUAUGUUUCUUUAGAAUGAAGUAGAGCUUUGCCUUUAGCGCUACCUAUCUGCUCGCGUUAUAAUUUGUUGUUGUCAUUGUGAUACUCCUUUUGGAGGUCCCGAAUCAACAAGAUAAUUCCUUCUGUGAACAUCUACUGGCUGUAUUAUCUGUAUGGUAAUUGUAAGUGUAUCGCUUGCAACAUCACAAGACUACAUGGAUCACUGUCUGAAAUUGCACCUUAAUGCAUUCUUGUAGUCCAUGGCAACACUGGGUACGUUUUUUGUGUGUAUGGAUACUAUGUAUUUCAUCAGUGUCCUCUUAGCGUAAUGUCUGAUGUGCUUGCCAUUAGUGCAAUGGCCCGUUUCUGAACCUUACGUUUCUGCAUUUUUGUUGACAUUACUCACGGUUGAGGAUGCCUAUCCUCUCCUUUCCUUCUGUGGAAUUUCUUCACCCUCUUAUCACCUAGCCAUGGCCUGUGUAGGCUGUUUUACAAACAGA